CACGACUUCACAUCAUCGUACAAAAUGUAUAUCCCUCUUCCUGCGAAGCGAAAAGAAAAGCUCGAUCAGACGAAUUGCACGAUGACGAUGAUGAAAUGGGAGAAACAGAGUAAUGAAGCUUCAAUUGUGGGAGAAGUAAGUAAGAGAGACGAGAGGGAGGAGAAGGAGGAAGAGGCUACGUACUGUUGUUGGAAGUGGUGUGGAGGCGGAACCAGAGCUUCUUCAAUGGGGAGAAGAGGGAUUGAAGCCACCCCAUCUAGUUUUUUUGUGGGUGGUGAAAGAAGAAAAGGUUGGGAAGAAGAAGAAGAAAAAUAUACAAUACUUUUCACCUUUAAAAAGAGAAGAAAAGAAAAAAAAAUUAAAGGGACAGGGGAACCGCCAAAGGGGGUGUUUGCUUAGACUUGGGUGAAUAUGUACACCUACACAUAACACAUUACUACACACACCAUAACGAAUCAAAAACCAGCCUUA
This is a messenger RNA of Linum tenue, 471 nucleotides long. NCBI's taxonomy places the organism in Eukaryota, Viridiplantae, Streptophyta, Magnoliopsida, Malpighiales, Linaceae. The record is from the annotation of a GenBank genome assembly.